CUGGCCUAGAUGUGCCUUUAAGGUAGCUAUUGAGGCGAUCCCCCUUCAGUGGACAGCGACACACUCUGGCGCCUAAACUCUCUUCCGAGAUUUUCCAUACUGGACCCCAUCUGCAGCUCCCCACUACUGAGUCAUCCCUUGGGAGCCCCGACUGCUAGGCUCUGCAUUUCUUGGGCUAAAAGGCUGCGGAGCUGAGAGAGAGAUUUUUCUGGACCACCACUCCGGCAGACUCAUUACCCUCACUAAGAGCAAUCCUCCUUGCGUGUUGGGGAUUCUCGCAGGACUCCCUCCAGCUCCUGUCACCUGCCCCCAUCCUCCGCCACCUGGAGGAGCCAGGAGGUUCAGGGUUGGGUACCCAGCCAGUGCUCUCAGAGCCAGGGCGGGCAGAGCAGCCUCACGUGGGCCAGCCCGGCCACCGGCGCUGGGAGGAAGGCGCGCAGAGUCCAGGGCAGCGCUGCGCGGGAGCCACGGCAGGAGCCACGGCGGAGCAGAGCAGCCCCGACCGGGGGACCUAGUAGGCAAUUUCCUACGCAGAGGGAGCGGGGCGGCGCGGCGGAGCAGCAGGCGGAUCUCUGGGCUCGGUGCGUGGAUGUGCCCGGCGCCAGAGCGCUGUCGGGGGCGCCUGAACACCUAGGGACCGAUGAUGCCCUUGGCCAUGAUGCAUCCCCAGCUGCUCUCUGGUCAUGUUCAGCCUGCAUGAGUGAGCCACCGCUGCUCCUGCUGUUUCCUGAGUGAGGAAUAUGGCUUUUGAUAAAGAGUUUGCUUGCUGCGGGAGCUGGGGCAGAUGGACGGAAGCAGAGCAGGAGCUGGUCAGGGAGGCCUGGUGGAGCUGAGGCCCCCACCCCACUCUGGGUUAAGCAUAGCAAGUCCUCUGCCUUCAGGAAACCAAUGCGGGCCUGGGUCCACUCAGCUCCUGUCCUCCUGUCUACUGCUGUGCAGAGGAUGUGGAUCGACUAUUCCUCACUUACCAGCAUACGUCUUUGCAGAGUUUGAUGGGGCGCCGGGCGGAUGACAGCGGGAACAGUUGUGAUCACUGGCGGAAUUCUAGCUACAGUGAUCCUCCUCUGUAUCAUUGCUGUCCUGUGCUACUGUAGGCUCCAGUAUUACUGCUGCAAGAAGGGCACAGAUGACGAGGACGCUGAGGAAGAAGAGGAAGAGGAGGAGCAUGACCUUUCCAUCCAUCCCAGAGCCCCCACCUGCAAUGCCUGCAGCUCCCAAGUCCUGGAUGGCAGAGGUGGCCUGGCACCUCUCACCAGCGAGUCCUGCAGCCAGCCGUGUGGGGUGGCCAGCCACUGUACCACUUGCUCCCCUUACCGCACCCCCUUUUACAUACGGACAGCUGACAUGGUGCCCAAUGGGGGUGGAGGCGAGAGGCUCUCCUUUGCCCCUACACACUACAAAGAGGGGGGAACCCCAUCUCUCAAAUUGGCAGCACCCCAGAGUUACCCGGUGACCUGGCCAAGUUCUGGGCAUGAGGCCUUCACUAAUCCAAGGGCUAUUAGUACAGAUGUAUAAUCCUUUCACCCUGAUCUGCACACACCCAACACUGCUGUCCCAGCAGGAGCAAUGGAGUGGUGGAGGGGACCCUCCAAUAGCUCUUCUCCUCCCCAACCCCCGCCAGAAACCAUUUCAGUUUCUCUGGUUUUCAUAGCAGAGGUUCAGUAGGAUGUGAACUAUUAAAUGCUCGAGGACCAGGGCAGGACCUGUCUCUAGCCCUGGGGCCCAGAGGUGGGAACCUGAUAAAUCUGCAAUG
Messenger RNA from Mastomys coucha (southern multimammate mouse), 1753 nucleotides. It is a transcript of the gene Fam163a, whose product is annotated as family with sequence similarity 163 member A. The transcript has 5 exons. The record is from RefSeq and is a predicted model, not a curated record. Bases 1009 to 1515 code for a protein of 168 amino acids. Lineage: Eukaryota; Metazoa; Chordata; Mammalia; Rodentia; Muridae.